Messenger RNA from Brienomyrus brachyistius, 5022 nucleotides. Its product is annotated as zinc finger protein 501-like. Gene Ontology annotation, molecular function: DNA-binding transcription factor activity, RNA polymerase II-specific; RNA polymerase II cis-regulatory region sequence-specific DNA binding. The record is from RefSeq and is a predicted model, not a curated record. Gene Ontology annotation, biological process: central nervous system development; regulation of transcription by RNA polymerase II. NCBI's taxonomy places the organism in Eukaryota, Metazoa, Chordata, Actinopteri, Osteoglossiformes, Mormyridae. The transcript is spliced from 4 exons. The coding region runs from base 1477 to 3465 and encodes 662 amino acids. Gene Ontology annotation, cellular component: nucleus.
AAAUAAAUGAACAAACAACCAAAUAAAAAAAAAAUUGUGGCCAUUUGCAGGGAUUCGAAUUCGUUUCAGGUAUUUCUGAUUCUAAUGCUUAAGGGAUUCUGUUGUGAUGAAAGGUACUUGUGCCCUUUCACCAAGUCUGUAAAUGAUCUGCUCUUCCAUGCAGUAGCACCGUUGACUUUUCCCAUCCAUAUCAAGCACAAUAUAAUUACGUUUUACUCCAGUCCUCGACUCCUGCCAUCCAUUAGCUUAACUAAUCCCUGACUGCCCUUGUUUUUUGCACAUUACCGCUGUGAACAUACCUUAAUAAAUGCGUAACAAGUGCAGGAGUACAUGUCAAGGGUUCAUGGGUUUUUUUUUGUCACAUGCCUUAUGGAGUCAGACUAUAAGCUGCAGUGAAAUGUAAGGUAGUUAACUCCACCAUAUAAACAAUGACAGCCGAAGUUUAAAGUAGCAAUAUGAAAAGGAAUAGAGAUAAAAAUGUUGCACUGAAAGCAAAAGUUAGUUGGUGAAUGGGCCUCUGCAGGGAAUGGUGCAGUAAAUACAGAGGGCAGCUUGUGUUCAGUACCAAAACAGUACAACAAGCACAGUGAGUUAUUUACAGCAAUGGGGUUUUUGCUUGUUAAAAGGGUAACAGUGCAAACUGAGCAGAAACAACUGGGUCUAUCAGCUGUUUGGGAGGGUGACUAUUUCGGUGCACGGUGAACUGUAGCGCUUGGUAGAGAGAAGUUCAACGAGGCCAUGACCGACCUUUGGGUGAGGGGUCUGUGGUGAUUUUUCCCUGAUUGUUUCCUGACUCGGGAUGAAUACAGGUCUGGCAGGGGUCAGGUUAAACGUUUCCAUUGCAGAUACGGUGCUGGGAGACUCCUCGAGGUCCACCACCAUCUGCAUGGUUUUGAGCAUGAUCAGCUCCUGCUCGUUACAAUCAUCCCAAAGGGCCAGCAGUUCAGCCUCCCACCUGCAUGCAGACACGUCACCAUUACUGAUGACUCCAGUGACUAUUGUGUCAUGUGCAUAUUUGAGGAGUUAGACAGUGGGGUGCUUGGAAGUGCAGCUUGUUGAUGUAGAGGGAGAGAAGCAGUGUGGAUGUUAUUCCAACAGCAUACAAGCUGUUGUCCAUUACUGUAUUAAUUUGGCUCAGUUCUUUGCACAAUAUUGAUUAAUACUGUUACAUUUAAAUCCAUAAAACGUCACCAGUUUCAGAAAAUAUAUGUCUUGACUAAAUGACUUGCGGAGGAUUUUCACUAAUACUUGAUAUGAAAAAUGAAGAUUAGGACAUUUUGACAAAUGUGCAAUUCAACGUCUUCCGGCAUAAAUAAAUGAAUAAAUGAGCGAAUAGUGCGUGUGCAUCCGUGUGCAAGUGUACUUGUAAAUAUUCGGAAUAAAUGAGGUGUGUCCAAGCACAGCAGGAGUAGGCACAGCGUCACGGCGUUUGUCGUAUUGCGUAUUACGUCAUUAUGGUCGAUACGUCUUGACGUUAUGUUCACUGGAGGAGCUGGAAGAAAUGUGAGAGAUGUAGGCUGCAGCAUGGACCAGAAACCUCCCCAGCUAAGUGUGGCAGAUGUGAAGGAGGAAGUGCAGGACGUCCUCAUAUCGGAUGCGGACGGGGCCGGGCACAGCAGCCCUGACAAGAAUGCAGAGAGUACAGUGUGUCCCGUCUUUAAUGGGGAGGUGAAAGAAGAAACAGUGUUUCAGGACGUGACUGAGGGGAAGCUGGAUGGGAGUGUCAGACCUCCAAUCCCAGUCCAAGAUGUCAUACCAGGGAGGAGAAUGAACAAGUUCCCUUGUCCUUACUGUCCCAUACUGCCGUAUACGUCAGUGAUUUUCGUCCAGAGACACAUCAAGUUAUCCCACCCUGAGAAGUUUGACCCCAGUGUGAUACUGAAACUUCUCUGCUGCUCCCAUUGUGGGAAGAGGUUCAGUCAUUUAGGAAACCUAAAGAAACAUGAGAGGAGUCAUACAGGUAAGAAGCCCUACCAGUGCUCCCAGUGUGGGAAGAGCUUCCGUCAAGAAGGAGCCCUAAAGGAGCACGAGCGGACUCAUACAGGGGAGGGACCCCACCAGUGCUCCCAUUGUGGGAAGAGCUUCAGUCAUGUAGGAACCCUAAAUAUCCACCAGCGGAUUCACAAAGUGGAGAGACCCUUCAAAUGCUCCCAGUGUGGGAUGAACAUGGGUCAGUUAAGAAACCUAAAGGGCCAUCAGCAGAUUCAUGCUGGGGCAAGACCCUUUAAGUGCUCCUGUUGUGGGAACGGCUUUAGUCAUUUAGGAAAACUAAAAGAAGACCAGCAGAUUUACACUGGGGAGAGACCCUACCAGUGUUCCCACUGUAAGAAGAACUUCAGUCAAGUAGGAGCCCUAAAAAUUCACCUGCGGAUUCACACAGGGGAGAGGCCCUACCAAUGUCCCCACUGUAAGAAGAACUUCAGUCAAAUAGGAGGCCUAAAGAUCCACCAGCGGAUUCACACAGGGGAGAGACCCUACCAGUGCUCCCAGUGUGGGAAGAACUUCAGUGAUUUAGGAAACCUGAAAAAGCACGAGCGGAUUCACACAGGGGAGAGGCCCUACCAGUGCUCCCAGUGUGGGAAGUGCUUCACUCAUGUAGCAAGCCUAAAGAAUCACCAGCGGAUUCACACUGGGGAGAGACCCUACCAGUGCUUCCAGUGUGGCAAGAGCUUUACUCAAGCAGGAGUCCUAAAGAAGCACCAGAGGAUUCACACUGGGGAGAGGCCCUAUCAGUGCUCCCAAUGUGGGAUCAGCUUCAGGUACUUGCGAGCCUUGAAGGUGCAUGAGCAGACUCACACUGGAGAGAAACUGUACCCCUGCUCCCAGUGUGCGAAGAGCUUCACUGCCUUAGAAAAACUAAAGAAGCAUCAGAAGAUUCACACAGGGGAGAGGCCCUACCAGUGUUCCCAGUGUGGGAAGAGCUUCAUUCACUUAGGAAACCUAAAGGACCACCAGCGGAUUCACACAGGGGAGAGGCCCUACCAGUGCUCCCAGUGUGGGAAGAGCUUCAUUCAUCUAACAAAUCUAAAGAAGCACCAGCGAAUUCACACGGGGGAGAGGCCCUUUCAGUGCUCUCAGUGUGGGAACAGCUUCAGUGUUUUAGGAAAACUAAAGGAACACCAGCGGAUUCACACAGGGGAGAGACCCUACCAAUGUUCUCACUGUAAGAAGAACUUCAGUCAAGUAGGAACACUCAAGAUCCAUCAACGAAUUCACACAGGGGAGAGGCCCUACCAGUGUUCCCACUGUAAGAAGAACUUCAGUCAACUUGGAACCCUAAAAAUCCACCAGCGGAUUCACACAGGAGAGAGGCCCUACCAAUGCUCCCAUUGUGAGAAGAGCUUCACUCAAGUUGGAGCCCUCAAGAAACACCAGAGGGUUCACACAGGAGAGAGGCCAUUCCGGUCAAUGAGGAGACUCAGGGAAAGUAGUCAUAGUGUGAUUAAUGGACAGUUUGCUAUGUAGAAGGAUUGUGUGUAUGCUGUAGCCACAGAGAAUGGCUUGUAUCUCCUGAGCUUGCCUGAGGUUUCUUCUAGAACUGAUCCUGUCCAACACCUCUGAGGGAUUGCUGGAAGUGGGUAGUAGGGCUUCACAGCUGGGUUCUAGCCUCAGCACACACGUUAUUCUUAGAUCGACCUGGAAACAGGGUGGAUUGCUGUACUUCCAUUCAGUGUGGAUACAGCUACCAUGGUCGAUGCUGCUCCUAAUGGCCACAGUAGAGGUGCUGACUGCAGGCUUUACAGUACAUAAAAACAUAAGAAAUUUACAAACAAGAGGAGGCCAUUUGGCUCAUCAAGCUCAUUUGGGAAGAACUCAAUUAAUACCUGAGAGUUCUGAAAAUCUUAUCUAGCUCUGUUUUAAAGGAACCCAACGUUUUAGCUUGUAUUACACUAAGAAGAAGACUAUUCCAUACUCUAACUACGCACUAUGUAAAGGAGUGCUUUCUGAAAUCUGGUUUAAAAUGUUCUCCAACUAAUUUCCAUCUAUGACCAAGAAUUCUUGUAUUUGAACUAAUAUUGAAGUAACUAUUUGGUUGAACAGCAUCCAGACCUGUUAGAAUUUUAUAUACCUGGAUCAUGUCCCCCCUUAGUCUCCUUUGCUAUGAAGACUUCAGCUCAGCUAACUUCUACUCAUAAGACGUUCCUCUAAGACCAGGAAUCAUUCUUGUAGUCCUAGCCAGCAAUGUCCUUCUUAAGGUGUGGUGACCAAACCCGCACACAGUAUUCUAGGUGGGGUCUUACUAAGGAAUUGUAUUAUCUUAGCAUCACCACCCUUGACUUAAUCUCCACACACCUAGAGAUGUAACCCAACAUCCUACUGGCCUUUUUAGUCGGUUCCCUACACUGGUGAGAGUUGGACAUGGAAGUCAGCAUCCACACCGAAGUCUUUCCAACAGGUUAAACUAAUUGGCCUAUAGUUAGAUGGGUUACUUCUGUCUCCUGUUUUAAUUCACAACCUUUUUGAAUACAGCAACUACAGCGCAGGUACAGCAUGUGGCCAGAGAGAAGCUGCCAGAAGGGACCCUAAUGCUGGCACAUGAUGAAAUGAGGAGAGGCUGGUCCAGGCUGUUGGAAGCCCCUCUCUGAAUCAGGGGGGGUUUGCAGGCUGGGUGGGUUAUGCUCAGAGUCCUGCAGGGGUAUCUGAAUGGGAACAGGUAGGGAGUACUCAUGUUUAUUAUUGGUCAAAGUGGGCAGUGAUGGUAAAGCCCAGGAUAAUAUCAACAGUAAUAAUAAGCAGACGAGACCUUAACUACUGCCCCCCCCCCCCCCCCCCCCCCACUUAGCCCGUCCCUGUUCUUUAUGUCCUUUAUUGGCUGUAGUUCACAUUCCAUGUUCUCAUGCACAAUUUGUUUCCAGUCUUGGUUGAGGUGUAACUAUCCAAAAAAGGGAAGGUUUUUUUGCAGGGGCAGUAAUUAGAAAGGUAACUGUACAAACUUCCCGACCAGCAGCACCCCCUGAAUUAUAAAUAUAUUAAUGAAUGAUCAAAUGAACGAAUAAUAAAAUGUUCAGCCAUUUGUAAGGA